AUGGAAACACAGAAUCUAACUGUGCCAAAUGAAUUCAUCCUCACGGGAAUCACAGACCACCCUGAACUGCAGGCUCCAUUAUUUGGGCUCUUCCUCAUCAUCUACAUAGUCUCACUGGUGGGCAACUUGGGCAUGGUCAUCCUCACCAAGGUGGAUUCCAGCUUUCAAACCCCCAUGUACUUCUUUCUCAGACAUCUGGCUUUUACCGAUCUUGGUUAUUCCACAACUGUAGGACCCAAAAUGUUAAUAAAUUUUGUUGUGGAGCAAAAUUCAAUCUCCUAUUAUUUGUGUGCCACACAGCUGGCUUUCUUCAUCAUGUUCAUCAUUAGUGAACUUUUGAUUCUGGCAGCAAUGUCCUAUGACCGCUGUGUGGCCAUCUGUAACCCCUUGCUCUACCCUAUCAUCAUGUCACAAAGGGUGUGUAGGGUGCUGGUGACAAUCCCAUAUCUCUAUAGCACAUUCUUGUCUCUUCUAGUCACUGCAAAGAUUUUUACUUUAUCCUUCUGUGGCCAUAAUGUCAUCAAACAUUUCUACUGUGACAGUCUCCCCUUGAUAUCUUUGCUCUGUUCAAAUACACAUGAAGUUGAACUGAUUAUCCUGAUCUUUGCAGGUGUUAAUAUGAUUCUCUCCCUUCCAAUAAUUCUUGUGUCUUACCUGCUCAUCCUUGCAGCCGUUCUCAGGAUGAACCCUGCUGAAGGUAGGCACAAGGCUUUUUCUACCUGUGGGUCCCACCUGACCGUGGUCACAGUGUUCUUUGGGACUUUAAUAUUUAUGUAUGUGCAACCAGAGUCCAGCCAUUACUUUGACACUGAUAAAGUGGCAUCUAUAUUUUAUACCCUUGUUAUCCCCAUGUUGAAUCCCUUGAUCUAUAGCUUGAGGAACAAAGAUGUAAAAUACGCACUACGAAAGAUGUGGAAAAAGCUACGCAACUCUUUCUCUUAA
Hippopotamus amphibius kiboko is the source of this 942-nucleotide messenger RNA. RefSeq names its product olfactory receptor 8K3-like. Gene Ontology annotation, cellular component: membrane. Bases 1 to 942 code for a protein of 313 amino acids. Lineage: Eukaryota; Metazoa; Chordata; Mammalia; Artiodactyla; Hippopotamidae. Gene Ontology annotation, biological process: sensory perception of smell; G protein-coupled receptor signaling pathway. The record is from RefSeq and is a predicted model, not a curated record. Gene Ontology annotation, molecular function: olfactory receptor activity; G protein-coupled receptor activity; odorant binding. The transcript has a single exon.